Messenger RNA from Sinocyclocheilus rhinocerous, 1784 nucleotides. Its product is annotated as suppressor of hairless protein homolog. The coding region runs from base 1 to 1191 and encodes 396 amino acids. NCBI's taxonomy places the organism in Eukaryota, Metazoa, Chordata, Actinopteri, Cypriniformes, Cyprinidae. Gene Ontology annotation, molecular function: RNA polymerase II cis-regulatory region sequence-specific DNA binding; DNA-binding transcription activator activity, RNA polymerase II-specific. The transcript has 8 exons. Gene Ontology annotation, cellular component: nucleus. The record is from RefSeq and is a predicted model, not a curated record. Gene Ontology annotation, biological process: regulation of transcription by RNA polymerase II.
AUGAGACGGGGAAGUGAAGGAGAGAAGAACUAUUGCACAGCCAAAACAUUGUACAUCUCAGACUCAGACAAACGCAAGCACUUCAUGCUGUCGGUGAAGAUGUUCUACGGGAACAGCACAGACAUCGGCGUCUUCCUCAGCAAGAGGAUCAAGGUCAUCUCCAAACCUUCCAAAAAAAAACAGUCCCUCAAAAACGCAGACCUCUGUAUAGCAUCAGGAACGAAAGUGGCGUUAUUUAACCGACUUCGCUCGCAGACGGUCAGUACACGUUACCUGCACGUCGAGGGAGGAAACUUCCACGCCAGCUCACAGCAGUGGGGAGCCUUCUACAUCCACCUCUUGGAUGAUGAAGAGUCAGAGGGAGAGGAGUUCACUGUGCGAGACGGCUACAUUCACUACGGCCACACUGUCAAACUCGUGUGCUCAGUGACGGGCAUGGCUCUUCCUCGACUGAUCAUCCGUAAGGUGGAUAAGCAAACCGCCUUGUUGGAUGCAGAUGACCCUGUCUCCCAGCUGCAUAAGUGUGCCUUUUACCUGAAGGAUACCGAGAGGAUGUACCUGUGCCUUUCUCAAGAGAGGAUCAUCCAAUUUCAAGCUACUCCAUGCCCAAAGGAACCAAAUAAGGAGAUGAUAAAUGAUGGUGCCUCCUGGACAAUCAUCAGCACUAAUAAAGCAGAAUACACCUUCUAUGAGGGCAUGGGCCCUGUACACACCCCCGUCACACCCGUGCCUGUGGUUGAGAGCUUACAGUUAAAUGGUGGAGGAGACGUAGCAAUGCUGGAGCUGACAGGACAGAACUUCACUCCAAAUCUGCGGGUGUGGUUUGGUGAUGUAGAGGCUGAGACAAUGUACAGGUGUGGCGAGAGCAUGCUGUGCGUCGUCCCAGACAUCUCGGCGUUCCGCGAGGGCUGGCGGUGGGUGCGGCAGCCGGUGCAAGUCCCUGUAACGCUGGUGCGUAACGACGGUAUCAUCUAUUCCACAACGCUCACGUUCACAUACACACCCGAACCCGGUCCCCGUCCACACUGCAGCGCGGCUGGUGCCAUCCUCCGAGUGGGCAACACCAGCUUGCUCUCCACGACCGGCAACAGCAUGGGAGGGAACGGAGAAGCGACUCCCUACGGUGCCAACAGCACAUCUAAUGCCAUCACAGCGUCGUCCUCUAAUGCAGCCGCGGCUGUGGUGUUAUAACACACGCAGCAGUGCUCACAAACUCACAAUGUGCUAUGCGUGAAACAAUUUCAACAGACUACAAACUGUUUGUAAAAUGCUGCAUAUUGAAUUUCAAAAUAAAAUCCCUGACACGGAAAACAAGGGAUAGAUAGUUGAAAAAGGCAAAAUAUUGGAGAAAUGGUUCUUCUGUGCCCUCUUGUGGUUUUCUCUAAGCAGCCGGUCUGGUGCUAGCAAUAGACGAUGCCUGAGAGGAAACACCAGCACCGAGGUCAACAGGUGUAGAAGACAUGGAGACAAGACCACAGCAAUGAUACAUCAGCCGUGUACAAAAUGCGUAGACUGAUGACUUCUACGUUUCUUCCUUGCGGUCUGUGUGUGUGCGAUAUGGUGAGAUGUAUCAUAGCCUGGGAGGUCUAAAGGUUGUGAGAUGACAGUUUUUAUGGACCAAGGAUAUUGUAUAAGCUUUAGUAAUGGUACAUUUUUUUUUUUUUUUCUCCAUACCUUUUUUUUUUAAUAUCAAACAUUAUAGUGCGCUUUUGUUACCAAAUAGGUUCUAUUCCUCCUCUGAGCUUCACCCUUUUUUUUUUUCUUCUGUAUAUAGCAACUUUCAU